Molecule: messenger RNA, 1758 nt
Organism: Penicillium verhagenii
Lineage: Eukaryota; Fungi; Ascomycota; Eurotiomycetes; Eurotiales; Aspergillaceae
Exons: 10
Coding region: 1-1758 (585 amino acids)
Biological process (GO): transmembrane transport
Molecular function (GO): transmembrane transporter activity
Source: RefSeq, a predicted model, not a curated record
AUGGCCGACUCGAAAACUGCGGUUUCGAAACCCACUCUAUACAAUGAUACCAUCCCUGAUGUGGCAACAGGCACAUACGACAACCAUCAUGUCGACAUGGAGCAUUAUAGAUCUACCGUUCCGCUCUGGAAGCGAGUGUGGCAGCACAGCUUAACACAAAUGAUACUUUUGAGCAUCCAGGCUUUUUGUGGGCCAGCCAUGUCUGAUGCGAUCACCGGUCUUGGUGGUGGUGGACUCGCGACUCCUCAAGUAUCGAAUAUUUGCACCGCCAUCACUUACGCCCUUCUUGCUGUUGUCUGCUUCAUGGGUGGUCCCAUUGUGAACAAUAUUGGCGUCAAAUGGGCCCUUGUCAUCGGCGCAAUGUCCUUUCCGAUCCAGGGGUCUGCAUACUAUUGUAACAGCAAGUUCGGGAACCAAUGGUACCUCAUUCUCAGUGGAGCUAUCAGUGGUAUAGGGACCGCUUGCUGGUAUGUCGCUGAGGCCGGAGCAAUCAUGACACUUGCUCCUUCUGGUGCACGGGGCAAAUACCUCGCUUUGUGGAUUGUGUCGCGAAAUCUUGGGCAGCUAGUUGGAGGUGCAAUCAACCUGUCCAAAAAUCACGAUCAAGGAGAUAGCGGCGGUGUUACCCCAAAUACAUACCUUGCUUUCGUUAUUAUUGAGUCUCUUGCUCUACCGUUUGCAUUGUUGAUCAUGCCUUUUCAACAUGUUGUCAGAUCCGAUGGCACGAAGAUCAUCACUGCAGAAACUCUGUCUACCAAGCAAGAGUUCAAGCGCAUCUGGAAGACCAUCACCUCAAAGCUUAUCAUGCUUUCUGCACUCUGGGCACUAUGGUCGUUUUUCUACAGCGGCACCUGGUCCACCUACUUGGGAACCUAUUUCUCUGUCCGUGCCCGCGCUCUGUCAUCGCUCAUUUCGCCUCUCUUCUGCAUCGUCGGCUGCUUCGGCCUUGGAUUCAUCCUCGAUAUGAAAUCCGUCAGCCAGCGCCGUCGCGCCCAGAUCGGCCUUUACACAGUCGUCAUUCUCAAUGUUGGCGUAUACAUCUGGUCUAUAAUCAUGCAAACGAAGUUCGACCGCAAUGACCCUGGAGAUAUUGAUUGGAGCGACAGCCUAUACCCCUCAGCUUUUCUGCCGUAUUUCUUCGUCCAGACUACGGGCCCCUUAUCGCAGUCAUACAUGUAUUGGCUUAUCUCAUCCUUUGGAACAGAUGCGCAAGAAAAUGUUCGAAAUGGUGCCGCAUUCAGAUGCAUCGAAGCUGUUGGCCAGGCUAUUGCCUACGGUAUUAACACUCAGACGAGCAACAUUCUCGUUGGAUUUUCUGUUACGUUUGGGUUGCUCGCACUUGCUUUAUUGCCCAUGAAUAUGCUGGUGAAUACUACACCAGAUCGCAUUCCUGCCGACCUUGUUGCCGAGCAGCAAGAUGCAGCGCAGGGAAAGAUUGAGUCUCCAGACUUCUCAAGUCUACUCUUAAGCCUAUUCUUGAGUCUAUUAUCGAGUCUAUUCUCAAGUCUCUUCUCAAGUCUCUCGCCCGAAGAAUUCAAAGCCGUCGUCGAGCUUAUUGCUGACUGCGCGUCGGACAUCAAGACACGAACCAUGCUUACCGCACAGCGUGCCUCAAUUGAUUACCAGCUCACAGUGCUCAACACAAACGUGACCGUUAAGAUGGCGAACGUCAACAACGCGAUCACGAAUGUGGUCGACCCCGACCUUCGAGCGGCAGCGACCGAGCUGGCGAGGCCAAUGAUGGAGCGUGCUGCGUGA